AUGCCGCUGUGGAUUUGCAAAGGAAGCAAACGCGCCUCUCUCGUCUCUAUCACCCAACGUGUGUAUCCAAGUUGGAAACGCCCCUGCAUCUGAAUCCACUGGCACCGGCCCCGUCCAUCGCCUCCGCUUCACCUGAACGCCGCCCACCGAGGCAUGAUGUGCCCCAGCCCCGUGCUUAGAGCUCAGGAACAAUCGAGCUCCAGCGAGGAGGAGAAGCACGGUGGCGAGCCAGACCUGAUGUGGCUGGCCAACCUCACGGGCGCCCACAUCGGCUUGGCCCCGAUCUCGCAGGACCCCGACGAUCGCUGCAGCAUCUGGGAGAAUCUGGUGAGCCUGGUGGACUUCCAGUGCUCAGGCUUUCCCCUGACCUCUGAGGAGCUCUGCCACUACAUCGACAUCCCCUGCUCGCCCGCGUCCUCCACGGCCAGCACGAGCGCGGUGACCGCGACCCCGCCGCGGUCCCCUUCGCUCCCAGGGAGCAUCGACUACAAGAACAACGCGCACCUCAAGCCGCCCUACUCCUACGCCACCCUCAUCUGCAUGGCCAUGGAAGCCAGCAAGGAGCCCAAACUCACCCUGGCAGACAUCUGCAAGUGGAUCAGGGACAACUUCUGCUAUUUCCGCCAUGCUCAUCCCACCUGGCAGAACUCCAUCCGGCACAACCUGUGCAUCAACAAGCGCUUCAUCAAGGUGCCCCGGCAGAAGGGGGAGCCAGGCAGAGGCGCCUUUUGGAAGCUUCACCCCCAGUAUGCCAAGUGGCUCAAGAGCAGCACCUUCAAAGGGCGUGGGACACCUCUGGAGCGCACCCCGGCAGCCUCCAGCAGAAGAACCCAGCAAGAAGCCCAGCGUGGCCCCAGCCCGGUCACUCUGAGCAGCUCCCAGAGCGGCCUCGAGGUGGGUGAGGAGCUGCAGCGGCUGCUCCGAGAGUUUGAAGAGUUUGAAAGCAGCCAGAGCUGGAAUCCUGCCGAGAGCCAAGCGGGGCAGCAGAACGAGCAGACCUGGCCCUGGCCGCCGGCCGAGGCCUCUUGGCUCCCCAGCUGUGCCUCAGACACCCAGGAGGAGCUGGCUGAGCUGACGGAGCUGGCCGAGCUGACAGACCUGGCCGAGCUGACAGACCUGGCCGAGCUGACGGAGCUGAAGGGCAGCGAUGACUGGGAAGCUCUGCUCAACCUUCCCCUGGAGGAAGGAGAUUUCUCUAUCUUCGAGCAUCUGCAGCUCCCAGAUCCCAUCCAGCCUGGAACCAGGGCACAAGAGCAGGACCUGGGCUGGCCACAAGGGCAGCAACAAGUCCUUCCCAAGCCCAGCCCUACCAAGCAAGACUUAGAUGAAACCCUGAUGGCCACGGCUUUCCUGGAGGCCGCCUGGCACGAGGAGACAGGAGAGAACCUCUCCAGCUUCAUCCCCGUGGAGCAGGGGGCUGAAAACAUCCAGGCCUCUCUGCCCAGUGGGGAUGUCAUGGAUUGGGACUCUCUGGUCCACUUAGAUCUCGAUUAG
Cinclus cinclus is the source of this 1494-nucleotide messenger RNA. Its product is annotated as forkhead box protein J1-like. Gene Ontology annotation, molecular function: DNA-binding transcription factor activity; sequence-specific DNA binding. Gene Ontology annotation, biological process: regulation of DNA-templated transcription. Lineage: Eukaryota; Metazoa; Chordata; Aves; Passeriformes; Cinclidae. The record is from RefSeq and is a predicted model, not a curated record.